UUUAGACUUUGAUCGAGCUGAAGCAGCAGAACUUUCACACUUUCAGCUGAAGGAGGACAAACCGUUCAGAGUAACAAACAAUCAGGAAACAUUACAUUUCAAACAGACAAAAUGGACAUUUUACUCUCUAGACUGCUGUUGAUGGCGCUUGUGUCUUGUGUUUCUUCUGAGGAUAAACUCAACAUGUGUAUGGACGGCAAACACCAGAUAUCAGAACCCCAACCAGAAGGACAACUCUAUCAGCAGUGUGAACCGUGGAGAGAUAGCGCGUGCUGCACAGCGAACACCACAGAGGAAGCCCAUGAGGAUAACUCAUACCUGUACAACUUUAACUGGAAUCACUGCGGCAUCAUGAGUGACAGAUGUAAGAAGCAUUUCAUACAGGACACAUGUUUCUAUGAGUGCUCGCCGCACCUCGGACCCUGGAUACAGCCGGCGGAAGAGUCAUGGCGUAAGGAACGGAUCCUGGAUGUGCCGUUGUGUUUGGAGGACUGUGAGAGCUGGUACGAAGACUGUAAAGAUGAUUUGACCUGCAAAGACAAUUGGCACAAGGGCUGGGACUGGAGCACAGGCACUAAUCAUUGUCCGGAUGACGCUCCCUGCAGUCCGUGGGCCGAUAUAUUCCCGAACGCUCAGAGCAUGUGUGAGAAGAUCUGGUCAAACUCCUACAAGUACACCACCCUCUCCAAAGACAGCGGCCGCUGCAUGCAGAUGUGGUUUCAACCUCCGAACCCCAAUAAGAAAGUGGCUGAAUACUACCUCAGUGGUGAUGCUAAGACGGUCGCCAUGGCAACGGGCCUACACGCGUUUGCAUGUCUCCUGACGCUGCUGCUCUGUAAUCUGCCAGAAUAAUGAAAAUAGAAGAAUUGAGCCCACGAACGGACUUCUUUCUCUUAAUAUUUCUCAAAUCUCAAAAUCAGUGUUUCCACAACAUACUUUACAUUUCCAGCUUUUAUUUGUGAAUAAAUGUGUUUUUAAUGGUCAAACAUGUGGACUGGAGAAAUGUUUAAACCCAUUUAAAUGGAGGAUGAUGCAAACAUAACACAAAACCUCUCUAGUUUCCAAAAGAUGGCAAAAAUGCCCCAAAAGUUCCAGCAGAAUUAAAGAUGAUAUAAUGUCAUAUUUUUUGUGUUUUGAAGCAUUGGUAUAAAUGGUAUUCUUCAUCAGAAUGGUCGAGGUCUUCGUAACUUUUCCUCUUUUUACCAUCUAAAAGUUGGCGGUUUUACAAAAAACGUCACACUUUGUUCCCGGACAAAUUCAUCCGACCAAUGAAAUGUAAGAAUUCAGAAACACAACCCCAAUGAUUAAAAAAAUAAGCUACGCUUUGACAUGCAUAUGUCAUAUGUCCAAAUGUAUAACUUGCGAUAAUAUCUAUAAUUUAAGCUUCAGGAUUGAGUUGCAGACACCGUUCCACAAUAAGGGGAACACUGAGGCCACCUAUAGGCUAUACUUGACAUUGCAAUGAUAUUGUCAAAUGUUUACCAUGUUUUUUCCAGCAGAUGUUCCUCAUGCGACACAUAGCAGUGUUUUAAUACAUGUAUAACUUUGAUUUAUUUUGAAAUGAAGGUAGCAAAUAAUUACUUUUAUAUAUAAUAAGAUGCACCGAUAUGAACAUUUUUGGCCAAUAAAAU
Molecule: messenger RNA, 1631 nt
Organism: Xyrauchen texanus (razorback sucker)
Lineage: Eukaryota; Metazoa; Chordata; Actinopteri; Cypriniformes; Catostomidae
Gene: folr
Product: folate receptor
Exons: 5
Coding region: 112-852 (246 amino acids)
Cellular component (GO): external side of plasma membrane
Molecular function (GO): signaling receptor activity
Source: RefSeq, a predicted model, not a curated record